Coccomyxa subellipsoidea C-169 is the source of this 2313-nucleotide messenger RNA. Its product is annotated as kinase-like protein. Lineage: Eukaryota; Viridiplantae; Chlorophyta; Trebouxiophyceae; Coccomyxaceae. The record is from RefSeq and is a predicted model, not a curated record. The transcript is spliced from 16 exons. Gene Ontology annotation, molecular function: protein kinase activity; protein binding; ATP binding. Bases 1 to 2313 code for a protein of 770 amino acids. Gene Ontology annotation, biological process: protein phosphorylation.
AUGGGUUUCCUCUCCUGUUGUUCGGCAGCGCCGAUCACGAAAGGAGACAACGUACUAGCAACAUCCGUUCAAAAAUCGAAGGAGAAUGGUCAGAUCGCUUCACACAAGACGGCAGCAGACCUGCAGGAUGCCACCAACGCAAAGGUGGUCCAGGCUUUGGCGCGCGCAGAUCUCAACGCUGACACGCGUGUGCACGUCUCUGCCACUGCGGAAGCAGCUGACAACAGCGCUCCCAACGAGACGGCUGCGCCACUGGCAUACCCCCUGGACGGAAACACCCGUGCGCUUGCGGGCGGUGAUACUCCGGAUGCCCUGAUAGAGGUCAUCGACUGCAACCCAGUCUCCCCCAGCCGCCUGAAUGUGCCACUCAACGCGUUCACGCAGUCCACUAUCGAGGGGAACCCGUACAACAUCCACUUGGGUGCUCCAUUGCCGGCAGUCAAUGAUGAGCGGCUGGCCACGCUGCUCUCUAUGGGCCAAGUCGGCACGCCGCCCGACCCCAACAUAGAUCACAUCUUGGAGCUGGCGUGCACGGUUCUGGGCGUCGAGACCAUAAUGGUGUCUUUGCUGGAUGGGGAAAAGAAGUUUAUAAAGUGUGGAACUGGGCUGGUGAAGGGCGGGGGGAUCUCCCUGGAUCCCCCGGCCAUCUGCCACUGGUCCCUGGUCCCCACGCUGCACCAGAUGGUCAUCGUGGAAGACACCCACGAGGACGCCAGGACAAGGUUCAACUCGACGGUGGUGAAUCCGCCGCAUGUGCGCUUCUACUGCGGAGCUCCCCUCGUGGCAUCCAACGGCCACCGCCUCGGCAUGCUAUGCGUGGUGGACCAGAAGCCGCGCAAUUUUGACGAGGAGCGAGCGGCGAUUCUGUGCAACCUGGCAGAAUUAGUCGUGCGCGAGCUGGAGGCGGCGUGGGCCGCCCAGUACCAGAGGCGGCACUCGCUGAAGCUCAUGCGUGCCAUGUCAACGUACAGCCAGGCCUUCUUAGUCGUCGACACAUCAGCGCCAGGCUGGCGCGUGCUGCAUGCCAAUGACUCCAUCACUGCGCAGACCGGCAUUCCGAGGGAGACGGCUCUGCAGCAUCGUUUCUGGGACCUCUUCAGCAUCGAUGGCUCCCAAGACCAGGAGCCGUGGACGGCGUAUCAGCACUAUACAGGCGAGCAGAAGCCUUUCAUGAUCAAGAAUGCGCACUGCGAGAGCGCUGGCCUCUCCGCCAAGAAGCUCUUCAACAUCAUGUUCAGGCCUGCGACGACAGACAUGAUAGACGAAAACGCGCAGCUGAUCGGCGUGCCUGCCGGCACAUGCACACAGGCUCCGGCAGCCGCCGGCACCAAGUACUACUUUGUGACGGUGCGGCCCGGCAACGCGGCGCUGGCCGCGUCGGCCGGCAAGCGCAAGCUGCCCUUUGAGGGCCUGCGCCUUGGACCCCAGCUCGGCAAGGGCUCGUAUGGGAAGGUGUACCGGGGAACGUGGCAGGGCAAGAGGGUGGCAGUGAAAGUGGUGGACGAUGCGGACAAGGUGCAGAUGCAGGACGGGAAGCCGAUGGAAGCUGCGCUGACCGAGGGGCUGACUCACCCGGCCAUCUGCCGCCUGUACGCGCAUGCGCUGCGCAGUCACUCGCGAGUCAGCAGUGACGAAUGGCAGCGCGAGAACGGCGGCAUCCCUCAUCCCGAUGAGCUCUGGCUCCUGCUGGAAUACUGCGACAAGGGCUGCGUGCAGGAAGCGGUGGACAAGGGCUGGUUCCGCAUGAAGCCGACAAUCGAAGCGGCGCCCAACAUGGCCGUGAUAUUGUCGACUGCCGCCGAGAUCGCAGAUGCAAUGGGCUUUCUCCACAGCAAGGGCGUCAUGCACGGCGACCUCACCGGAGGCAACGUGCUGCUGAGCAGCAUGACGGACAAUCGGCACAAGUUCUGCGCCAAGGUGGCCGAUUUUGGUCUGGCGCGCGAUCUGGGAGUUGUAUCGCGCGUGGAGACGCGCACCUACGGAACCCUCACCCACAUGGCGCCCGAAGUGCUCUCUGCUGACAUGGUCUCCAAGGUUACGGACGUGUACUCGUUUGGAGUGAUCCUGUGGGAAAUGUAUAACGGGCAGCGCGCAUGGGCCGGCCUCAACACAGCCCAGGUCAUCCACGCGGUGGCGAUAGACAACCAGAGUUUGCGCGCGCCGGAGGGAACGCCGCGCGGCUACGCGGACCUCAUGGCAGCAUGCAUGGCGCGAGACCCCGAGGCGCGGCCGACCUUCGAGGAGGUCAGGGACGCCGUCGCGCAGCUGCGCGCUGAGCUGGACGCUGAGCUGGACAGUGACGUCGUCGAGUAG